Myxocyprinus asiaticus (Chinese sucker) is the source of this 1224-nucleotide messenger RNA. RefSeq names its product lecithin retinol acyltransferase a (gene lrata). The coding region runs from base 12 to 692 and encodes 226 amino acids. The transcript has 2 exons. NCBI's taxonomy places the organism in Eukaryota, Metazoa, Chordata, Actinopteri, Cypriniformes, Catostomidae. Gene Ontology annotation, biological process: retinol metabolic process. The record is from RefSeq and is a predicted model, not a curated record. Gene Ontology annotation, molecular function: phosphatidylcholine-retinol O-acyltransferase activity.
ACCCCACUAAAAUGCUGGAUUCACUGACAUUUCUAUUUGAGAAAUUAUUUAUUUUCUCAAAUUUGAAUCUUUUUAAAAGUCUAUGGCAGGAGGAGGAGGAGGAGGAGGAGUGUGCGGUGAGAUGUCCAGCGCUCAGGAGGGGAGAUCUGCUGGAGGUUCAGCGCACUCUCUUCAUUCAUUAUGGCAUCUAUCUGGGCGAGAACAGAGUCGCACACCUGAUGCCUGACAUCAUACCUGUAUUAACCAACAACAAACAGCUCAUUCAAUCAGUCGUCACCAACAAAAGGCUCAUUUUAGGAUGCAUUUACAAAAACGCGAGUAUACGUGUAGAUUCGAUUGAAGAUUUUGCGUAUGGAGCUCCGGUUCUGGUGAACGAUAUGGAUAUGAAAAUGAAGUGUCAAGCACUGGCGAAUGAGGACGUGGCAAGGAGAGCUGAGAAACUGAUCGGCGCGAUUCCAUACAGUUUAUUAUGGAAUAACUGCGAACAUUUCGUGACGUACUGCAGGUACGGCACACCUGUGAGCCAGCAGACAGAGAGGUUCUGCAACUGUUUGAAAACCAUUAUUCGAGACCAGAGAAGUGUGGCUUUAACUGUUGUGUUGGGAGUGAUGUACACCAUCUACUUUGGCCUCGCACCUUCAACUACACUGCCCACAUUCCUGAUUCCCUUCACUCUGUGGAUGGCGGGCUGAAUGACAGUCCUUACACUAAAUCACAACACAGCACAUCCCUUCCUUAAAGUGGAUGAUUACACAAUAAUGCAAUGCAUCAGUGCAGCAGUUUCCACUUUAAAGUGUGAUUAUGCAGUCAAACAGUGGUUUGCAUUUUGCAUUUAUGAAUGUUGAAUGAUAGGCUCUAUCUUUUAAAUAAUUCAUGACAACAUGACUUUUACAAAUUUGAAAUUGAGCCUCUACAGUCAUGUAUUGACAUAUAUUUUUACCGUUUAAAUCAUAUACCUACAAUUGAGAAAGCCGGCAUUUCUGUAACAUAAAGCAAAGUACAGAACGCAUGCAAGGUGCCUUUUUUUGUAUUAAGCAAGUGUGUAAAUUCAACAGAUGUGAAUUUUGUACCACAAACUAUGAUUUAUAUGUGUACCUGUAGUUUUUAUUUUUAAGAUUGUUAAUUUGUACAGUAUAAAAUAUAUUUUAAUACAAUAAGUUCGUGUGUUUACCUACUAAGACGUAUAAUAAGGAAUAAACCAGAAAAAAAAGACCAUUUGACAGA